AUGGCUUCAAAGAGCGAUACUUCUACUACUCUCCUUGUUCUAGUCAACCUUCCCUUCUUUUCCCUUGUUAGUGCAUGUGACACUUGCAACUCUAGCCCAAAACCAAAGCCAAAGCCAGAAAAUAACUCUGGCGAUGACACUUGCUGUCCCGACAUCCAAGAACUAGGCUUAUGCACAGAUAUGCUUCGUCGGUUAUUUGGUGUUAUCAUUGGUACUCCAGUAGCUCCAUGCUGCAUCCUUGUUAGAGGCCUUGCAGACCUUGAGGCUGCAAUUUGCCUUUGCGACACUGUCAACAUUUUGGGUCUUAGCCUCCAUGUUCCUCUUCCCCUCUGGUUGCUUCUCAAUGCCUGCUCAAAGAAGGCUCCACUGUCUCUGAAACAGCCUAAUUUGUUGCUGUUGAUGGACUUUUGCUAUUUAAGAUUGCAUUUUUUAAACACCUUCACAGAUGGCGUAGCCUCGCGAGAUACCACUUCCACAGACGGCGCAGCUUUCUCCUCCCUCUCUGCCGACAGACCAACCUCUCACCAUCGCAGCGAUAUGGCACGUCCACAGAUGGCGCAGCCUCGUGAGAUACCAGAAGAGGCUAUGCCACCACGUGAAGGUCACCGAUCAGAACCACCGCUCUCGCAGUGGCGUUGUGCCAUCGUGGUUUUGAGAUAUUUUGGGUGUGAAGGAUGGUGA
This is a messenger RNA of Fraxinus pennsylvanica, 681 nucleotides long. NCBI's taxonomy places the organism in Eukaryota, Viridiplantae, Streptophyta, Magnoliopsida, Lamiales, Oleaceae. The record is from the annotation of a GenBank genome assembly.